AUGACGCCCAGAUUCGACUUUGCUGCAUCCGUGCUCCUCUGUUCAGAGGACAGUACCGCCAUUUUCGACCUUGAGGAGGAGGAAAGAGAAGGGAUUUCGUGUGUUCUUCGGCCGCCGCCGCGCCAUGCCAACGCUCCUUCAGAGGCCUUGUCGAUUGACUUCCCCCUGCAGUCAGAGAGCUGCAUUGAGGCGUUCCUUGGGAGGGAGGAGGAUCACCUGCCCAUGGAGGGCUACGCUGAGCUUCUGCUGCAGCAGGCGCAGCAGCCGGGCGGGUCGGAUUUGGUGGCCAUCAGGAACUCCGCCAUUGAUUGGAUUUGUAAGGUCCAUGACUAUUACAAGUUGGGGCCUUUGACGGUGGUCCUGUCAGUGAACUACAUGGACCGAUUUCUCUCUGUGUACCAUAAUGCUCUAGAGAAAGAUUGGAUGACACAACUCUUAACAGUGGCUUGCCUGUCCUUGGCUGCAAAAAUGGAGGAAACAAUUGUCUUAAACCCCUUAGACUUGCAGGUGGUGGAUGCGGAGUAUGUGUUUGAGCGUAAUACCAUACACAGAAUGGAGAUUUUAGUGCUCAAUACCUUGAGUUGGAGGAUGCAAGCUGUGACUCCUUGCUCAUUUAUUGACUACUAUCUUCACAAAUUCAGUGACGGUGAUGUCGUGUCCGAAAUCAUACUUUCUCGCGCGGUUGAACUUAUCUUGAGCACAUCUAAAGUUGCUGAGUUCUUGGUUUUCAGACCAUCAGAGAUUGCUGCAAGUAUAGCUCUUGUGGCGUUGGGGAAACAUGACAGUUCAGUACUUGAGAGUGUGGCAACUUGUCGCAAAGAAUUAAGAAAGGAAAGAGUAUUAGGAUGCUAUGAAAUGGUUCAAGACAAGAUUGUUAUGGGAGACAUUGUUAUCAAGUCAGAUGGCUCUUCAGUUUUCCCCAAGCAGCACAGCCCCACAGGUGUGCUGGGUGUAGUUGCAUGUGAAAGCCAACAAAGUGAGGACAUAAGUGCUGGAGCUACAGUAUACAAUGAGAGUUCAUCAGCACGCAAAAGGAGGAGGAUUUGCAGAUGA
Messenger RNA from Miscanthus lutarioriparius, 1053 nucleotides. The record is from the annotation of a GenBank genome assembly. NCBI's taxonomy places the organism in Eukaryota, Viridiplantae, Streptophyta, Magnoliopsida, Poales, Poaceae.